CGUCUGAAACGGUUCGCUUUGGUGGAGCUCUUGCUUACACGACGUUGUGCUCCAAAACGGUUCCACACAUUCGCUUUGUUUCUUCGCAAUGCUGAUUGUUGUACGAUAAAGAAGGCUUUUCCCAGUGUUGGUUGCACGUCGUCGAGUGCAGUUUCAUGUGUGAUCGCGAUUUGACGGGCUUCUUCUUCUGCCCAGGUUGCACUUAAGCGGCCUAUCAGUUUCGCACUCGGUAACGGUGCUUUGGAAGCACUUUGAAGUGUGUGCGCGAGAAUCUCUUCAUUUGCACCGUUCAGGGUGUGCGAUCUCUAUUGUUCUGUGAAACGCAAGUCUAUUUGAGGAGUUGAGUUCGUUGGUUGCAGAAUAUUAUUCGAAGGAUUUUACAUAAUAAAUUAAUCCAACGUUGUAUUUGUGUUGAAUGUUAAUAUUUUCAACCGUCACUUUGUAGUAGUGGUCAGAUCAAUCGUGAAAAAUAAGCUUAAGGUACCUUCGGUUGCGCUCAUACCAACACAAUCCGAUCGCAGCAGCAGCAGCAGUUGUGGAGUUGAUUGAAGAAUAGGCACUGCUGAGUCAGUACAGUGCACUAGAGAAACACACGUGCGUGUAUGGGUUGGCCGAAAAAGAGCACUUGAGAAAAGUGCAAUCUCAACCUCAACCAGCAACGACCAACAGGCCGGAGAUGUAUGUCGGUUAAAAGUGUACCAGAAAGUUAAUCAUUGAUGAAAAGAGUGUGCACCUAGUGCGUGUAUGUAGCGUUGUUUUUAUUGCAAAAUGUGUAAAAUUCGGUGAUCUACUUUUUGAUCUCUUUGCGCGUGAGUGUGUCGCUGUGACGGGAAAUAAAAGAGUUGCACGCUUAAAUCUAGAGUGAAUCACUCGGUGUAUAGCGAUUGAGCAGAAUUAAAGCAAAGAGUACGAAGAAGACGACAAAGCAAAGGUCAUUGAGCGUAAAUAUUUUCACUACAAGGCAGUUGGCUUGUCUUAUGCUAUGUGCUUGGGGUAGUAUUGUUAGGUGUCAGCACGGUACGGAUUAGCGAAAGAAACGCAACCAACAACGGCGCCAAAGAAGCAGAAUUUUGUUUUAUUUAUUUUGAACGACGCAACCAAUAGUCGUGAGUGCGGCUGAAUCAGACAUCCUGGGCGGAAAGGGUGUCAAGAAUUUUUCAUGAUUGCACACUGAUGGAAUAACAACUAUGACAUGGGAUCCUGUUCGAGACGACAUUUCUUGUUGUCAAUAUGCGUCCUGCAGUUGUUAUUCAUCAUCGAGCGACAGGUGUUUGACUUCCUCGGAUAUAUGUGGGCACCGAUCUUGGUGAACUUCUUUCAUAUAAUAUUUGUGAUAUUUGGAUUCUUUGGUGCCUAUCAAUAUCGUCCAAAAUAUUUAGUAACGUACUCACUAUGGAACCUUUUAUGGAUAGGAUGGAACGUAUUCCUAAUAUGUUUCUAUUUAAAUGUAGGAGUCUUAGAUAGGGAUAGUGACUUAUUAAAUUUAGGAACCGGCAGCGUGUCAUGGUUCGAGGUGAACGUCUACGGCUGCAAGCCGACCUACCCGAUGAACAUCACCUCGGAGGAUCCGUACCGGCCGGUGAGGCCCGAGCGGGUGGAUGGCUGCCUGCUGGACUACCACAUAGUGGAAGUUGCCCACUCCGGUGUGCAAUGUGCGCUGGCGCUACUCGGUUUCUUUGGAGCCAUCUGCCUGGGGCAUACGUAUCUGGACGAGGACGAUAGCUUCGACUUUAUGGGUGGCGAUGCGAAAAGUCCACAGCACACGGCCGUGCAUCCAAUGUACGUGAGCUAUACUAGUUUACCAACCACGAAUAGCGCCAACUCGACGCAGCUGAAGUCAGCUAUAGCUGCCAAAUCUGCGCCAUUAGCCGCCACCGUCAUCACCGCCAACCAUCAUAACAGCAAUAGUUCCCAUUGCCUCAGUAACACUAGCGCUAAGCUCGGUGUUGUGCUCAAGUCGAUUAACGGUCACGAUAACAAGAAUCCCAACUCAUCCUCAAACACUAACACCCUACUGUCGUCAUCAUCAUCACCGUCAUCGACGUUCACCAAUUGCAAUGGGAACGGUAGCAUCGGCAAUGGCAGGCCUCCAUCUGCACUCGGUGGACAGACACACGAACAGCACGUGCCACUCCAUCAACAGCCACUUCCACAUCCGCUCAGUCGAAAUUCUAGCUUUAGCAAAACCCGCAGCGGACAACUGCGGAAAAAUAGCAGUAGUGUCAGUAUUCGGUACACUGACGUUACCCAACAGCAGCAGCAGCAGCAGCAGCAGGAUGAGAGCAUGAUCCCGAACGAGGACGAUACCUUCUUCAUUCCAAAGAGCUCCUCCUGUCGCAAUAACUUCGGUAUCAGCAAUCCCUUCAACAACGUCUCCAGUCGAUACUAUCGCGAUGGCGAUUGUGAUUCACGAGCUGAAGACGAUGACGAUAGUAGCCAUCUGAUUACCGGCUCCUCGCAGCAACUAGCCCUUUCGACGCCGCUGAAACGGCAUCCCUCGGUUUCAUCGACGAGUAACAGCAUUGGCGGCGGCGGUGGAGGCAACAACAGCAGUAGCACAACGACGACACCAAUGAACGAGAACAACGCGAUAGCUUUUGAACGAAAUUUCCCCCACGGGACACGACCUGAUUUUAGUAGUGCUCACCAGCACAGGAUAGGUACUAAGCCACAGCCACAGCAAGUACAACCGAUACCACCACCAGUGCCACCCCUGCCACAGUUACACUUCCACCACCAGCAGCACCAGCACCAGCAACAACAGAAUUUCGAGAGCGGCAACAGCGAAAACUAUCGGAUGCCAUACCAGUACGUAACGCGUUCGCCGAACUUGAACCGAAUUGCGCGGCGGAACAAUGUGAACCUAAUUAAUAACAAUAACAACAAUAACCCCCGUGUCAUGAGCCCCAAGUACUGCGAUCAAAUUCGCGACUUUGCGGGGGGGCCUCCCGGCUACCCGGGGCACGAAAAUAACAAUUACCCUCCGCCUCCCCCGUCGGUUUCGUCGGCCAGCGGGAGUGGUUAUCCGGCGAUGGUGAUGCAUCGGGCCAAAUCCCAGGAUCGAUUAUCGCACCGCUCUCGAAGACACCAUCACCACCACCACCACGGAGGCGCACGUGGCCAGUACCAACAGCGCCCGCGGUCGUUCUGCAGCAAUAACGGAGCCUAUCCGGACUAUGUGAUUAUGGAACAUCCCGGCAAUUAGGAAGUUCCAAAGCCUUGCCUGAUUUUUGUUUUUCCUUAACUGUUUAAUACUGCUGCUUUUCUGACCGCUUUUUAGAUGGUAAUGAUGAAAUAGUGACAGGGGGCGCCGGUGGGUCUACGUCCGAUGUCGGCUGUAGACAGACCAUGGGGAGUGGGUGAUUGGACAUACAAGAUUGAUUGUUAAAUUAGUUUAGCGGCGGCGGCAAGAGGCAUACUGGUGAUGACGUGAAAAUCGAAGGGUUUAUCAAUAGUGAAUUCGACGGUAGACGGUAACGGUGUAAUUGUUCGACAUUUAGAAAACGUAAUUGAUUUCGAUCUACGCAGCAUUGGAUAUUCUAUAAUCAAAAGUCAGUUCAGUUUGAAUUAUGCUAAAUCUAAUAAGUUGAAUUCAAUAAAAAUUUGUUUGUUUUAAUAAAAGUUCCUGAUGGAUGGAUGUAAUGUGAUCCUUCGUCCUCAGUAAUAUUUAAAAAUGAAUAUGGCCUUUCGGAU
Molecule: messenger RNA, 3693 nt
Organism: Ochlerotatus camptorhynchus
Lineage: Eukaryota; Metazoa; Arthropoda; Insecta; Diptera; Culicidae
Product: sodium/potassium-transporting ATPase subunit beta-1-interacting protein-like
Exons: 6
Coding region: 1193-3205 (670 amino acids)
Biological process (GO): regulation of sodium ion transport
Source: RefSeq, a predicted model, not a curated record